AUGUCUUACGAAGACCCAAAAGCUAUUGCUCAGGAGACUGAGUCGCUCCGCAAGGUGGCAUUCUUCGGCAUCGCCGUGUCGACCAUCGCUACGCUGACAGCGAUCGUUGCUGUGCCAAUGCUCUACAACUACACACAGCACAUCCAGUCUUCCCUUCAAUCAGAAGUUGAGUUCUGCACCCACAGAUCCAACGGACUCUGGGAUGAGUACAAACGAUUCGAAGGAGUCAAUGGCGUUGCCGGAAGACUGAAGCGUGAGGCUUACCAUCGUAGAGUAGGAAUCAGCGGAGCCCACAAGAAGGCGCGCAGACAAUCUUAUGGAUCGGAUGACGCUGCUGUUGGAUCUUUCGGAGGAUCUGCUGGAGGAAGCUGCUGCUCAUGCGGAGUUGGAGCUGCUGGACCAGCUGGACCACCAGGACAAGACGGAGCUCCAGGAAACGAUGGACAGCCAGGAGCCCCAGGAAAUCCAGGACAAGACGCUGCCGAGGACCAAACUGCCACUGCCGACCAAUUCUGCUUCGACUGCCCAGCCGGACCACCAGGACCAGCCGGACCAGCUGGACCAAAGGGACCAAACGGAAACCCAGGAGCCCCAGGACAAGACGGAGGAGCCGCUCUUCCAGGACCACCAGGACCAGCCGGACCACCAGGACCACCAGGACAGGACGGACAGCCAGGAAACGAUGGACAGCCAGGAGCCCCAGGACAGGUCGUCGAUGUUCCAGGAACCCCAGGACCAGCGGGACCACCAGGACCACCAGGACCAGCUGGACCACCAGGACAGCCAGGAACUCCAGGAGAUGCCCAGCCAGGACAACCAGGACCACAGGGAGACGCCGGAGCUCCAGGAGCCCCAGGAGCACCAGGACAGCCGGGACAACCAGGAGAGGAUGGACAAUCCGGAAGCGAGGGGGCUUGCGACCACUGCCCACCACCAAGAACCGCUCCAGGAUAUUAA
Molecule: messenger RNA, 957 nt
Organism: Caenorhabditis bovis
Lineage: Eukaryota; Metazoa; Nematoda; Chromadorea; Rhabditida; Rhabditidae
Source: the annotation of a GenBank genome assembly